CGAAGAUCUAUAAACCUCGAUUAGGCUUCUAUCACAUACUCCGCGAAUCCAUACGAAAUAAUGACUACCCCACCGCUCACAGAAGAGCUUGUGUACCUUACCCUCCAAGGUGUUUUCGUUGGGGAACACUUGCAGCUCCGUCAGACAAAGUCUAUCCGUAAAGCCAUUAUAAAGCACCAUUUUAACCCCGAAAUCAGAGCUCUUACGCUGAAGUAUAACAUACAUACUAUCAGCACCAUGGCGAAGACCUUAUUGGAAGACCAGAUCUUUGCUUCGAAGACGGCAGCAAAAGCACGCUUUCCUGACGUCUUCGAAGGCCCCUCUAGCCAACAUACGCAGUCAACUACUUCUGGAUCCGGAAUUUCAACGAGCAGCGCAGCAGCUAUACAGUCAGCGAUCCCUGAGCCUCAUGCUACAACGAGCGGCGCUGCGACUGUACAACGUGUAGGUGCAUACAGUCCAGCACAGCUGCUGGGUAUUGGGGAAAAAAUGAAGUUGAAGAAAGGAAAGAAGAAAUUGGAGACUGUGGGCUCUCAGUAUCUGGAAUUCGACUCCAUAUCCUUACCACUCUGGGAUCAGCACAGGAUCCUCGUCAGAGUUCAAUACACGCUUGAGAAAGCCUGCUACGACUUCGCGCAGAAACAGCUAAGCGGCCUUUUGGAGAGAGAAGGCUGGGAUUGCGCAGAAGCAGUUGAACUCAACCAAUGGGCUAGAACAUUGCUCAUUUACCACCAGGAACUGAAUCUUGAUGACUUCAAAGAUACUGCACAGCCUUUGCCUAGUCUCAUGGAAUUGAUCGUCCAGCUCCGCCAUGACGCUGUUCACCGCAUUCGCCUGUCAUCAAGUGCUCUAUUGCAACAUCUCGCUAACGCUGAACUUCUGGCUCGGCUGCUACGAGACGAUACUUGCAGCAGAUCCAUGUCUACUAUACGACAGAAAACUCAAGAAGCUAUCGAGAGACUGGUGCGCAACAAACAGUUGCUCGACGACGAAUUGGCCGAUAUCAAGAGGGAGUUUGCAGCAAAGAGAGCCGAGUUGGAUCGUCAAGAAGCUGCGUUACUAGAGGCUGCGGCGAGAGAGCACAAAGAACCCGCAGUUUCUGUGAGCGGAAGCUUUGAUCGAGUAUUGGUAUCAGAUGACAUUAAUGGCAUCGAUGAGAAAACGGACUCGGCAUGGAGUCGUGUAUAUGACGACGUUCUACCUGACAGCGCGUCUUCUAGAUCCGAAGGUAUGCCCGAGCCUGCAGUGGGACGAAUGGUGGAAGAAGAUGCUAUCAAUGCGACGGAUAAAGAUGUGGAGAUGAACGACUCAGCACUCAUGGCUCCUGUAACCCCACUACCAUUCAGCGAUAAUCUGGUCGAAUCAAUCAACUAUCACGAGCAAGACCAAGCUGAGAAAGAUAGAGACCAAGCUCUGUCCAUAGCGGCGCCGUCUUUGAAGCAUGGGGGGAAAGAGCUUGACGACAAUGAAAGUGGCCCGAAGCAUCUUUCAAAGAUUCUGUCUUCCAAUCCCGACGAACCCGAACCGGACAAGACCACAACAGUCAUCCUGGAAGGAUCGGACACAGGUGGCAACCGUCAAGAGACAGCAGCACAACUCGAGUCGAAUGGGUCAGGUUGCGAAGAUUCCGGCGAAGUAGUUCUCUGUGAACGGAGCAUCAGUCCCGUUGAUGCGACUGUACCUGAGGCUGCAGACGACGCCAACAGCAAGCGCCCUGAUUCACCUAUGGGCGACGAAAUGCCAGUCGAGAAAGAUGGCGCGGAUGUUCAAGCGACACAAACUCAGACUCCUCCUACACAAGAAGAAUUGGAGCUCAUGUUGACAGAAUUAAAUUCAGAAAUCAUGUCGUCAGAAGUUCGCAACAAGGAAUUCGGUAAGGCGGAUCCAAGCAAAAUCUGGCCCUCCACCAACGAUGAAUAUAUGGGAUUGUACAGGGUAUUAGGGGAUAUUGAGGACCGUCAAAGAGGCUAGUUGGUAUUUUCAAGACGACUGGCGAAUGUCAAAAAAUUGACCGAGGAGGUACAUCAGUCAAGCUUUUUACAGUAUUGUUUGUGUAAGGAGGAAUCAAGCGAUCACUAACAGCAUUCAAUGACCCUCCCAUUACAUUCAAGGGAAAGUCUAGACACCUCCGC
Messenger RNA from Alternaria rosae, 2132 nucleotides. RefSeq lists its product as uncharacterized. The transcript has 2 exons. The record is from RefSeq and is a predicted model, not a curated record. Lineage: Eukaryota; Fungi; Ascomycota; Dothideomycetes; Pleosporales; Pleosporaceae. Bases 61 to 1971 code for a protein of 636 amino acids.